Molecule: messenger RNA, 1593 nt
Organism: Vicia faba (fava bean)
Lineage: Eukaryota; Viridiplantae; Streptophyta; Magnoliopsida; Fabales; Fabaceae
Source: the annotation of a GenBank genome assembly
AUGGAGAAUGAUGUGUACAAUGCUCAAAUGAACAUGACUGGUCAAAUUUCAUCUGUCAUAGAAGAUAUCACACAUCAUCUAACUCAAAAGCCACUCAUUCAUCAUUGCUAUUCAUUUGAUCUUAACAACCAAAACAUUAUCAAUGGAAUUCCAAUACUUUCUGGAGAACAAAAUCAAGAACAUCAACAUGUAAGUAGUAAUGGCCAUGCUAUUGAUGGUGGUAGCACUAGCAGCUUCAUGAAUCAUCAAACUAUUGCUGAUUCUACUUCAUUUGUUUCAUCACACCAAGGAAGGACUAUUGUGGAAAAUCCCUCAAAUCCCUCGAAUCUCAUUGUUAACAAUGAUUUUCAUGAUAAUUUAGAAGCUAUGGUACCUUACAUGUUCAAUAAUUGGCAAGAUACUUCAAGUUCAAACCCUUUUGGUCAAAAUAAUAGCUAUGUUAACAAGUAUAUGAAACCUCAAGAGGGUAAUGAUGGAACUGAAUUCAUGUCAUAUUCGACAAUACCGAACAUUGAUCCAAAUGGAUGGCAACCAUCAAAUCUUGCUUAUAGUUCAUCUAAUUGUAGCAAUGAACUUUCACUAAGUCUUGCAACAUCUCCGAAUUCAGGUCAGUGUUCGGAGAUUAGUUGCUCUGACUUGACUCAUAGCAUGAAUGGAACUAGAUCAGGGUUGGAACAAGCUUCUUGUAGUAGUAUGGAGCUUUCUAUGAGUUUAGGUAACGAUAAACAUGUUAAAUUCUCGCCGGCGUUAUUAGGAUCGAGAUACCUUGCUGUAAUUCAGGAGAUACUUGUUCAAAUUGCAACUUAUUCUUUUGAGAAUCUAGAUGAGAUAAGUUACUCAGGUUCUGGUGUUAGAGGACAAGGAAAUAAAUCAAGUUCGUCGAACACGACAAAAAGAAGGAUAGGAAUAAACCGAGAUGCGAAUUCUAAGUCGGAAGCGUAUGCUGAUUCUUCGCUUCAAAGACAGGCUGCUGAAUCAAAGAAAUCACAACUUCUGAUGCUUCUACAGCUGGUGGAUAAUCAAUAUAGUCAAUGUUUAGAUGAGGUUCACACUGUUGUAUCUGCAUUUCAUGCUGCUACUGAGCUGGAUCCACAUAUCCAUGCACAUUUUGCUGUCAAAACGGUUUCUCGACUCUAUAAGGAUUUGAGAGAGCGGAUAAGCAAUCAAAUUCUUGCCAUGGGAUCGAAUUUCAAUAGCUCGCGUUCGGAAGAGGAUAAGGAAUUGUCUUUGGAAACUUCAUUCAUUCAGAAGCAAUGGGCUCUACAACAGCUGAAAAGGAAGGAUCAGUUAUGGAGACCUCAAAGGGGCUUGCCAGAAAGAUCAGUUUCCGUUCUACGCGAUUGGAUGUUUCAGAAUUUCCUCCAUCCGUAUCCUAAAGAUGCAGAGAAGCAUUUACUUGCGAUAAAAAGUGGAUUGACGAGAAGUCAGGUAUCUAACUGGUUUAUAAAUGCGCGUGUUCGGCUAUGGAAACCUUUGAUUGAGGAAAUGUAUGCUGAAAUGAAUAGAAGAAAAGCUUGUAGAAAUGAAGGAGAAAAUGAGAGUAGUGAAAGAAGCAGGAUAAGCAUAAACAAUCAAAUGUUUAAUAUCAACUGA